GAAAAAAGAAAAAAAAGAAGCCGUCGUGAUCGGCCGAGUCCUUCGUCCGCGUCACCAUUAUCAUCGCCCUCUCUUAUCUCGUCGCGAUUCCCAAUGCAAUCUUCUUCCCCUUUUUUUAAUUAUUUUUAAAUUCCACCAUUUAUGAUUUAUUUACCUCUUUUCCCCCAAAGUAAAGUUCUCUGCUUCACGUCUCUUCUUUGCUCCUCUGUUUCGUUCUCUGACCCACGCUCAGUUAAACACAUACAUCAUCUCCAAUGGAUAUAAGUAACGAGGCCAAUGUUGAUCCCUUCUCAAUCGGACCAACAUCAAUCAUUGGCCGAACCAUCGCCUUCAGAGUCCUCUUCUGCAAAUCAAUGAUUCAGCUCAGACGUGAUCUCUUUCGCUUCUUACUCCAUUGGUUCCUCACAUUCAAGCUCGCCAUUUCACCCUUUGUAUCCUGGUUCCAUCCCCGGAACCAUCAAGGGAUCUUAGCUGUCGUCACAAUCAUCGCCUUCGUGCUGAAACGUUACACGAAUGUGAAGAUGAAGGCGGAGAUGGCGUACAGGAGGAAGUUCUGGAGGAACAUGAUGCGCACGGCUUUGACUUACGAGGAAUGGGCUCACGCUGCUAAGAUGUUGGAUAAAGAGACUCCGAAGAUGAAUGAAUCUGAUCUUUAUGAUGAAGAGUUGGUUAAGAACAAGCUUCAGGAGCUUCGUCAUCGUCGUCAAGAAGGUUCCCUUAGAGAUAUUAUGUUCUGUAUGAGAGCUGAUCUCGUGAGGAAUCUAGGGAACAUGUGUAACUCGGAGCUUCAUAAAGGUAGACUUCAGGUUCCUAGACAUAUCAAAGAGUAUAUAGACGAGGUCUCUACUCAGUUGAGAAUGGUUUGUAACUCUGACUCGUUGGAAGAGCUUUCUUUGGAAGAGAAGCUUUCUUUUAUGCAUGAGACACGUCAUGCUUUUGGUAGAACGGCUUUGCUUUUAAGCGGUGGGGCUUCUCUAGGUGCGUUUCAUGUUGGUGUGGUUAGGACUUUGGUUGAGCAUAAGCUCUUACCUCGGAUCAUCGCUGGCUCAAGCGUUGGCUCCAUAAUCUGUUCAGUUGUAGCUUCAAGAUCUUGGCCAGAGCUACAGAGUUUCUUCGAGAACUCUUUGCAUUCUCUACAGUUCUUUGAUCAGCUUGGAAGCGUUUUCACAAUCGUGAAAAGGGUCAUGACACAAGGAGCUCUACACGAUAUCCGACAGCUCCAAUGCAUGCUUAGGAACCUCACAUGCAACCUCACGUUCCAAGAGGCUUAUGAUCUAACGGGAAGGAUACUUGGGAUCACCGUUUGCUCACCAAGAAAGCACGAACCGCCUCGGUGUCUUAACUAUUUGACUUCCCCUCACGUGGUUAUAUGGAGCGCAGUGACUGCUUCUUGUGCUUUUCCUGGUCUCUUUGAAGCUCAGGAGCUAAUGGCUAAAGAUAGAAGUGGAGAUAUUGUGCCGUAUCAUCCACCUUUUAAUUUGGAUCCAGAAGAAGGUACUAAACCAUCUACACGUAGGUGGAGAGAUGGGAGUUUGGAAGUUGAUUUGCCGAUGAUGCAGCUUAAGGAGUUGUUUAAUGUUAAUCAUUUUAUUGUGAGUCAAGCUAAUCCUCACAUUGCUCCGUUACUGCGUUUAAAGGAUAUAGUUCGAGCUUAUGGUGGUAGAUUCGCAGCAAAGCUUGCACAUCUAGUGGAGAUGGAGGUGAAACAUAGAUGCAACCAGGUGUUAGAGCUUGGCUUUCCUCUCGGUGGACUCGCAAAGCUGUUUGCUCAGGAGUGGGAAGGUGAUGUAACAGUUGUGAUGCCAGCUACUCUUGCUCAGUACUCUAAGAUUAUACAAAACCCUACGCAUGUGGAGCUACAAAAGGCAGCUAACCAAGGAAGAAGAUGCACUUGGGAGAAGCUUUCAGCCAUUAAAGCAAACUGUGGGAUCGAGCUUGCGCUUGACGAGUGUGUAGCCAUUCUCAACCAUAUGCGUAGGCUCAAGAGAAGCGCAGAGAGAGCAGCUUCAUCGUCUCAUCACGGAUUAGCUUCAACAACAAGAUUCAAUGCUUCCAGAAGAAUCCCAUCUUGGAACGUUCUUGCUAGAGAGAACUCAACUGGCUCACUAGAUGACCUCGUUGCUGACAAUAAUACUAAUAAUCUCCACGCGUCUAGGAAUGUAAGUGACAGCGAAACAGAGAGCGUGGAGUUGAGUUCUUGGACGAGGACUGGUGGACCUUUGAUGAGAACAGCUUCUGCUAAUAGGUUCACUGACUUUGUUCAUGGUCUUGAUGUGGACAUUGCGUUGACCAGAGGGUUUACUAGCAGCCCUAACUCUCCAGCGGUUUCUGGUCCUAUUAGUCCAAGCUUUAGUCCAAGAUCUAGAUCCAUGGCUGCUCAAUUUGAAAGCGAGUCUGACAAGAGGGAAACUAGCAGCAUCCUUGGGACAAACGGUUCAAGCAUAACGGUUACUGAAGGUGAUCUUCUGCAGCCUGAGAGAACGAGUAAUGGCUUUGUGUUGAAUGUUGUUAGAAGAGAGAACUUGGGAAUGCCUGUUGGGAAUCAGAGUAAUGAGCUACCGGAGAGUGUACAGCUGCUUGAUAUACAUGAGAGGGAGAUGGAUAAUAGCUCUGUAUCAGAACAUGAAGAUGAUAAUGAUGACGAAGAAGGACAUAAGGACCCGGUUUUGGUUAACGUUUCUUCAGAAAAUUCAAGUUUACACGAACCGAUGUUUGGUAGUGUAAUAGAUGCUUAGACUGAUAUUGAGUGGAGUGAAGAGAUUCUUGGAGAGUUUCCAAAGUGGUUUUAAUGCUUUGUAAAUAGUAUAAACCUUAAGGUGCUUGUUGUGUAUGUUUGCAUUGAUUAUUUGUUUGAAAUUUCACUUAUUCAUUUGUGGAAUUGAAAUAUGUAAAUUCGCCCCUAAAAAAGAAAAAUAAAUAGUCGCGUUUAUUUA
This is a messenger RNA of Eruca vesicaria subsp. sativa (arugula), 2933 nucleotides long. NCBI's taxonomy places the organism in Eukaryota, Viridiplantae, Streptophyta, Magnoliopsida, Brassicales, Brassicaceae. The record is from the annotation of a GenBank genome assembly.